UGUUCAACUUCAACAAUUCAGUCAGCUGUCAGAUUGCGUAGAGCAAAGUACUAACGUGUAGAACCUGUGAACUAAGUUGCCUGAGACCCAACUGUAAUUAUGGCAGAAGUAAAGGUUGACACGGGUAAUCCGGAAUUAAAUCAGAAAGUCAAGGAGUGGUUUGCGUGGAAUAAGAAUGAGAAGAACCAGGAGGAGAUCAAAAGCCUUUUGGAUCGGAGGGAGCAUGGCACCCUGGAGAAGAUCAUGCUGAACAGGCUCCUGUUUGGCACAGCCGGCCUCAGAGGAUGCAUGGGCGCUGGCUAUGGGCGGAUGAACGACUUGGUUAUCAUCCAGACUUCACAGGGUUUGGGAAAAUAUUUAAAUGACGUGAAUCCUGAUGCCAAGGCGAAGGGCGUCGUCAUAGGGUAUGAUAGCAGACACAACAGUCACAGAUUCGCCAGACUGGCUGCAGCUGCAUUUUUGAAUGCAGGUAUCAGGGUUUACCUUAUGGGAAAGAUAGUCCCAACUCCCUUCGUGCCUUUCUCCGUCGUCCAGCUGGGAGCUGCAGCUGGUGUCAUGGUGACGGCAUCGCAUAAUCCCAAAGAAGAUAAUGGCUAUAAGGUGUACUGGGAGAAUGGAGCACAGAUUAUACCUCCUCAUGAUAGAGGCAUACAGACGAGCAUAGAAGAAAAUGUUGAACCAUGGGAAAAUGCCUGGGACAUAGAAAAAGCGUUAGCUGAUUCUCAUAUAAGUGACCCUCUUCCUGAAAUGUCAGAAAAGUACUUCUCGAAGCUCAGUGAUUCUAUGUUGCAGAAAGAGAAAAACAAAGACUCCCCUCUCAAGUUCACUGUCACAGCUAUGCAUGGAGUAUCUCACAAUUACAUGGUGCAAGCUUUUGAAGCUUGCAAUUUCAAACCUUUGAUACCAGUAAAGGAGCAGAUGGUGCCAGACCCAGAAUUUCCCACUGUUAGAUUCCCUAACCCUGAGGAAGGAAAGAGUGCCCUUGAUCUGUCUUUUAAAACUGCAGACGAAAAUAACUCCACCGUAAUCUUGGCUAAUGAUCCUGAUGCUGAUAGACUCGCUGUGGCUGAGAAACUGAAAAGUGGACAGUGGAAAGUUUUUACUGGUAAUGAAGAAGGUGCUCUUUUGGGAUGGUGGGCGUGGUUCCGUAGUCGACAGCUCACCCCAGAUAUCCCUCCAAGUGAUUGUUAUAUGCUAGCUUCUACAGUGUCUUCUAAAAUAUUGAGUGCAAUUGGAAAAAAGGAAGGGUUUAAUUUUGUUGAAACUUUAACUGGUUUCAAGUGGAUGGGAAAUUCUGCGCAUGAUCUUUUAAACAAAGAAAAGACAGUGCUGUUCGCAUUUGAAGAAGCUAUUGGCUUUAUGAAUGGCAGUGAGGUUUUAGAUAAAGAUGGUGUAUCUGCAGCCAUGCGUUUAGCAGAAAUGUCAACUUACCUGGCACUGGAACACAAUAUGACAUUGUAUGACAAAUUGCAAGACAUUUAUAAGAUGUAAGUAUGACGUUACUUUUGAUUA
Molecule: messenger RNA, 1512 nt
Organism: Macrobrachium nipponense
Lineage: Eukaryota; Metazoa; Arthropoda; Malacostraca; Decapoda; Palaemonidae
Product: phosphopentomutase-like
Exons: 9
Coding region: 100-1491 (463 amino acids)
Biological process (GO): purine ribonucleoside salvage; carbohydrate metabolic process
Cellular component (GO): nucleus
Molecular function (GO): magnesium ion binding; phosphopentomutase activity
Source: RefSeq, a predicted model, not a curated record